Messenger RNA from Nicotiana attenuata, 2613 nucleotides. Its product is annotated as phosphatidylinositol 4-kinase gamma 4-like. The record is from RefSeq and is a predicted model, not a curated record. Bases 721 to 2358 code for a protein of 545 amino acids. Lineage: Eukaryota; Viridiplantae; Streptophyta; Magnoliopsida; Solanales; Solanaceae. The transcript is spliced from 2 exons. Gene Ontology annotation, molecular function: protein binding.
UUCUAAAUGCUCGUAUAGUCAAAAGCAAAUUCCUAAAGCAACGGCUAUAAUUCCGCUCAUUCCACUCUUCACCUUCUCUUUCUCCCUCAUCGACAUUUCUACCGGAAAACUUCAAAAAGCCGGCGAAUAAACCGGAUACAACUUUGAAUUUUCCGAUAUCCAAUUCCGGGAAAUGCAGGGAGGAUAAUAAUAAUUAUAUUCAAAAAAACAAUAUAUCCUUCCAUGCCAUGUAAGUAAUUAUAUAAGCUUUUCUUCAUUGACCAUUUUGCUUUUUGAUUCUUUCUACUGGUAAAGAAUCCACUCUAUUGUUGAAAAAAAAUAGCCCCAGUGCGCCCCAUUAUUCUCACUUCUCACAUUCUUGAAAAAAUUUCCAAAAAAAGAUUGAACCUUUGAAGAUUUGUUCAGCUUCUUGAUCUUCUAGCUUAGUAUUUCUAAGGUAAUUUGGAUCAAUUUCAAAUUGGGCAUUUCCUAUUUCACUGUUUAGGUAAUGCUCUGUUUGUGUUUCUGAAAGAUAAUAAGAAAGUUUGAGUCUUUAUUAGUUUUUGAUUUUAUCUCUUUUUGGUGUAUCCUAAGUUAAAGGUUGAGUCUUUUGGUAAAAGGGGUUCAAAUUUCUUGCAUUUUGGACAUUGUUGAUGCUUUGUUUAGGAUUUUGAACAAUUGCAUAGUCAUCAAGGAGAAAAGGGGCUAGUUUUGUAAAGCCUUUGUUGUAUAAUCAUCACAAUGUCUGCUGUGGAUGUGGCUUUGAGUCCGGUUCAAGACGAGUCUGUCCGGUCUACGAGACAUAUCUAUGGCCCUUUGGCUCUUUGUACGAAUGAAUCGAUUGUAAUAUACAUCACUGUGGCUGGUUCUGUGAUUCCAAUGCGCGUGUUGGAAUCUGAUUCGAUUGGUGAAGUGAAACUUAAGAUCCAAACAUGUAAAGGUUUUGUGGUUAAGAUGCAGAAGCUAGUUUUUGGAGGUCGAGAGCUAGCAAGAAAUGAAUCUUUGGUUAAGGACUAUGGAGUUAGUAAUGGGAAUGUUUUGCAUUUGGUCCUGAAGAUAUCUGAUCUUCUUGUUAUCACUGUUAGGACUACUUGUGGGAAGGAAUUUGAAUUUCCUGUUGAUAGGCAUCAAGACAUCGGGUACCUAAAGCGUACCAUAUUGAAGAAAGGCAAAGAUUUUGGUGAGGAACUUAAGGUUCAUGAGCUUUUCUGUAAUGGUGAGAAGCUUGAGGAUAAGAAGCUCAUUGAUGAUGUUACUGCUGAUGCUGUGAUUCACUUGUUAGUUCAGAAAUUUGCAAAGGUUGGGGCUAAGCAUGUCGAGAGGGACGUUCAAUUCUUGGAACCUGUUGUUGUUAAUCCAAAUAUAGAACUGCCAUCCAAUAUUUGGGACAUGAUCAGCUCUGCAUGUGAUGGGUUGACGAAAGGAAAUAGACCGAUCAGAUCAUCUGAAGGGAGUGGAGGAACCUAUUUUAUGCAAGAUGGAUCUGGCAACAAGUAUGUUGCAAUUUUUAAGCCCGUAGAUGAGGAGCCGUUGGCUGUGAAUAAUCCUCAAGGGCUACCUUUAUCAACUAAUGGUGAAGGGUUGAAAAGGGGAACCCGAGUAGGAGAAGGUGCAUUUAGGGAAGUUGCAGCUUUUCUACUGGAUCAUCCGAGGAAGAGGGGACACCGAUCAUUAUCCAAUGGUGAGAUUGGAUUUUCUGGUGUGCCUCCUACUGCUAUGGUUCAGUGUUUGCACAAUGGAUUUCAUCAUCCUAAUGGAUUUGAGUGGUCGUCAGAGUACAUUAAGUUUGGUUCACUGCAGUUGUUUAUGAAGAAUGAAGGAAAUUGUGAGGAUAGGGGUCCUGGGGAAUUUCCUGUGGAGGAAGUUCAUAAGAUUACUGUCUUUGAUAUAAGAACAGCAAAUGCAGAUAGGCAUGCUGGGAAUAUUCUUGUGAGCAGAGAAAGGGAAAAAGGGCGAAUCGUGCUUACUCCAAUUGACCAUGGCUACUGCUUGCCUGAACAUUUCGAGGAUUGCACCUUUGAUUGGCUCUACUGGCCACAAGCGCGUCAGCCUUACUCUCCAGAAACUAUUGAGUACAUCAAAUCCCUGGAUGCUGAACAAGACAUUGUUCUCCUUAAGUUUUACGGAUUGGAUUUGUCUGCUGAAUGUGCUCGUACUCUUCGUAUCUCAACCAUGCUUCUGAAGAAAGGGGUAGAGAGAGGACUUACACCCUUUGACAUAGGAAGCAUAAUGUGCAGGGAAACCUUGAACAAGGAAUCUGUUAUCGAGGAAAUUGUUCGUGAUGCUCAAGAUUCUAUGCUUCCCGGCAUGACUGAAGCUGCAUUUCUCCAAACUGUCUCCAAGCUCAUGGAUAUCAAGCUUGAGAAGCUCAAAAUAUAAAUCUUUCCACGGAUUGUAAGUAUAUGUAUCUGUUGUAUGUAUAUAGCAUUCAGUCCAUAUAUAUAAAAAUGGACUGAAUGAAGAGAUAGUAAAGGUGGAUGACUGACUUUGUCGUCUAUGGUCAGAAACCUUUUCCCUCAACUUCUGCACAUUACCAAUUUGAUGGUUUUUCAAAUAUGGAUUAGAAGUUGCAAUAUGCAAUAAAUAAUAAAUAAAAAUAAACUGUUACUAUAAACAGUUGUCUUUGUAUCCUUU